This is a messenger RNA of Exophiala xenobiotica, 2084 nucleotides long. RefSeq lists its product as uncharacterized. The transcript has 3 exons. The record is from RefSeq and is a predicted model, not a curated record. Bases 175 to 2031 code for a protein of 618 amino acids. Gene Ontology annotation, cellular component: cytosol; peroxisomal membrane. Lineage: Eukaryota; Fungi; Ascomycota; Eurotiomycetes; Chaetothyriales; Herpotrichiellaceae. Gene Ontology annotation, biological process: protein import into peroxisome matrix, docking. Gene Ontology annotation, molecular function: protein binding.
GUGCCUGGAAUGCUGGCUUGCUGGGCGUCUUCUCCACAGAGUUGCAGGCUGCUGUCACCUAAUCCACGACUUACUCCGUACCUCGGCUUGCUGUAUCACCUUUACCUUUGACGGCAGGUACGACGCCGUCUAAUUCUGCCAAAACUUCAUCUUUGCAAGAGCAUCUCCAUCGCCAUGUCUUUCCUAGGAGGUGCAGAGUGCUCAACUGCAGGCAACCCGCUUACACAAUUCACCAAACAUGUCCAGAGUGACAACAGCCUUCAGCGGGACCGCCUUGUUGGGCGGGGUUCUGGUGGCCUCGAAGAGGGCAUGCGCUCUCGUAUGGCUCCCAAUGGAUCGGAUCAAAUGAUGAACGACUUUAUGCAUCAAUCCGGCCAAUUGCCACAGCCCUUCGCAAUGGAACAACUCCGACAAGACCUCCCCAAUCUACAGAACAUGACUCGGCGGUCCCCUUCACCCGGCUGGGCAGCAGAAUUCGAUCCUGGCGAACAAGCAAGAAUGGAGGCUGCGUUUGCAAAUUCCAAAAUGGGGACCGCACCACAGAGACCGGGCGCGUUCUCACCUCAAGAGUUUGCACGAUUUCAGCAAUCCAGUCCUCGGACGGCAAGCCCUGUGACUCAGACACCUUCGAUCUAUAGGCCUAUGGGACCGGGUUAUAUGAACGGCGGCAUGGGGAUGGGAAUGAAUUAUGGAGCCCAAUAUAUGCAACAUCAGCCAGAUCAGAUCACGGACAAAGGAAAGGGCAGAAUGGUGGAACUCGACGACGCCAACUGGGAAGCACAGUUUAAGGAGCUCGAGUCACAACAUGACAACCUCUCAGAGCAAGCCAAUCAAGCCAUGGAAAAGGAGCUCGAGGAAAUUGACAGACAAAUGACCGAAGACGCCGCCGAUUUUGAAAAUGCCUUCUCAAGUGAAGAUUAUGCCGCUUGGGAUCAGUUUGAUUCCACGAUGGGCUUGGGCACUCACAACCCCUUUGAGCGCGAACCUAUGCUCGGCGACUAUAUGUUUGAGCCUCAGAAUCCGUAUUUAGAGGUGGACGAAUCGGAAAAGACAGCGUUUGAGUAUGGGAAAGAGAUUCUCGAAGCUCACGGCAACCUCUCCCUUGCGGCACUGGCAUUCGAAGCAGCCGUCCAAAAAGACCAAUCCCAUGUUGAAGCAUGGGUACUGCUUGGUGCAGCCCAAGCACAGAAUGAAAAGGAAGCACCCGCCAUUCGAGCUCUCGAAACAGCUGUACGAUUGGAUCCGAAUAACCUGGAUGCUCUGAUGAGCCUAGCGGUGUCCUACACCAAUGAGGGCUAUGAUAGCACAGCCUACAGAACCUUGGAACGUUGGCUGUCUGUGAAAUAUCCUCAUAUUCAUCCUCCCGAGGAUCUGUCGGAUGGUGCCAACAUUGGGUUUACAGACCGUGCACUCUUGCACGCGAAGGUAGUAAAGCUUUUCAUCAAAGCGGCUCAACUCUCGCCUUCUGGAGAAAAGAUGGACCCAGACGUACAGGUCGGCUUAGGAGUACUAUUCUACGGAAACGAGGAUUUUGAGAAGGCCGUUGAUUGUUUCAGAGCCGCCCUCGAGUCAACAGAGACCGGCCUUGCGAACAGACAAGGCCAAGUCCAUCUAUUAUGGAACCGAUUGGGGGCAACAUUGGCGAAUUCCGGGCGGUCAGAAGAUGCCAUUUCGGCAUAUUGCAAGGCACUGGAAGUCAACCCCAAUUUUGUCCGAGCACGGUAUAAUCUGGGCGUUUCAUGUAUCAAUAUUGGUUGCUAUCCUGAAGCCGCUGGUCAUUUACUCGGAGCGUUGAACCUACAUCGCGUUGUUGGAGACCAAGGCAUGGACCAAGCCCGCGAAAUCAUGGCUGCUGAAGGUAAUGGUGGAAUCGGUGAUGCCGAGCUGGAGAGGAUGAUACAACAAAACGAGAGCACGAAUCUUUACGAUACCCUGAGAAGAGCAUUUACCGGCAUGGGAAGAAGAGACUUGACGGAACGGGUGGGUGCUGGGAUGAACCUGGAUCAAUUUAGAGGUGAAUUCGAGUUCUAAAAGUGCCGGAACCAUAUAAAGACGCAAAAUGAUCAUGACCUGGGAAUGAAGCA